CUGGACGUUGUUGUUGUCAUGACAACGCAAACAGAGCGCCUGAGUGUCAGAAGUGACAUUUCGAUAACUGAAACCAAGAAACCUCUUGUUUUAGGCAAUAGAUUUGUUUAACUUGUUUCUUUGUCAAACAAUGAUUCCGCCAGCCGACUCUCUCCUAAAAUAUGAGAAUCCAGUUUUGGUCAGAAAAAACAGUAGCAAACAAUCACCAAAGGGUCGUCCAUUGAAAGUGAGCCCCCAGCAGUCUGCUGACUCUGCACCUGUUCCACCACCUCCUAAACCAAAAUCAGACUCUGAGGACAUCAAGCAAGAUAAUGAGGAAAUCUUGAACAUCAUUCUUCCACCCAGGGAAUGGACAGAGGGAAACCAACACUGGGUGCAGCACGUGUCCAGUUCGCCUUGUACAAGAACAGAUGUUAUACACCUCGAAGAACUCUUAAACACAAAGCUGCAGCAAAGACAGGCCAGAGAAACAGGCAUCUGCCCUGUGCGCCGCGAGCUCUACUCCCAGUGUUUCGAUGAGCUAAUCAGACAGGUGACCAUCAACUGUGCUGAAAGGGGUCUGCUGCUGUUGCAUGUGAGAGAUGAGAUUCAACUGACAAUUGCUGCCUACCAAACACUGUAUGAAAGCAGUGUAGCUUUCGGCAUAAGGAAAGCACUGCAGGCUGAAGAGGGAAAGGCUGACAUGGAUAAAAGAAUUUUAGAACUGGAGGAUGAGAAAGAAGCUCUGAGGGAACAACUGGACAAACAGAAAGCUAACUGUGAUGCAAUUGAAAAGAGAGAGGCUGAAAAGCGACAGGUGGAAGAAAAGAAGUAUCUUGAGGACAUUCACUUCCUUAAGAGAAGUAACCAACAGCUCAAGGUAACAUCAUAUUACACACUAGAACAAAAAAACUUACAUCUUUUUAGAUUUAGCACCGAUAGUAGCUGCGUUGCUUGUCAAAAUAUUUACUUCACUUAUUUUUCUUUCUCUUCAGGACCAACUGGAAGGGAUACUUAAGCCAAAUAAGUAGAAAAGCCAGAGCAUAGAUCGCUUUCCCAGCACAAGAUGUUAUUACAUUUGCAUUUUGUCUUAUUCCUAAAUGAUAGAUGAAUGUGAACUUAGGUGUAAUUUUCUAAAUAUUUAUUUUUUCUUAUCAGCAUGGCAUGACAAAUAUACUUCAAACAAUUACUGCACAUUUCUCUUGAACAUCAAGAGAGCAGUACACUUGUAAAUGAUGAAUGAAAUGUCAUUCAAAAACAGUUCUGGGUUGACGGAAGAAGAAAGCUGAAAAGGCAAGACUGAGUCAUUUCCUUGUGGGAGAGUCAAGAUAAGGGAUCAAGUGGCCACAUGAUAGACCAUAUAAUACUCACCUAUCUUUGCACCAUUUGUCAACUUGUCAUUUCAAUAAAGCAUAGCCUUUCUGGCUACUUUAAGUACA
Molecule: messenger RNA, 1418 nt
Organism: Acanthochromis polyacanthus (spiny chromis)
Lineage: Eukaryota; Metazoa; Chordata; Actinopteri; Pomacentridae
Gene: dnali1
Product: dynein, axonemal, light intermediate chain 1
Exons: 5
Coding region: 131-997 (288 amino acids)
Cellular component (GO): axoneme; filopodium
Molecular function (GO): dynein heavy chain binding
Source: RefSeq, a predicted model, not a curated record